This is a messenger RNA of Neofelis nebulosa (Clouded leopard), 2584 nucleotides long. It is a transcript of the gene FUBP3, whose product is annotated as far upstream element binding protein 3. NCBI's taxonomy places the organism in Eukaryota, Metazoa, Chordata, Mammalia, Carnivora, Felidae. Gene Ontology annotation, cellular component: nucleus; cytoplasm. The transcript has 19 exons. Gene Ontology annotation, molecular function: mRNA binding. The record is from RefSeq and is a predicted model, not a curated record. Gene Ontology annotation, biological process: regulation of gene expression. Bases 362 to 2080 code for a protein of 572 amino acids.
CGCGCUGCUCUCCUCUACAGUACAGGGUCCUGAACUUUGUCUCUCACUGGCUACUAAUAAUGUAAUGGCUUUCGCUUUGUGGCUGCUAUGUGACACUCGACCUGGUGGCCCUCUGCAUCCAGGAAGAAUUAUAGUCACUACCCUAAAGAGCCCAGAUCCGCAGUUUACAGAAGGCCUGUAGUUGAACAUAAAAUGAAUUUCGAACCAUUGAGAAGACUUUCUGCUUCUCUUGAGCCAGUGGUUGAACUCGUAUUCUUGGACAACCUGCUCAAGAGGGAGGGAGACCCUCUGUUAAAUGCUGACCUAAUGUGGAUUGGUGAAGCGGUGGUGUUUCCUACUAGCAAAGAGAACCUCAUUGGAAAUGUUCCCAGCUCUGAAAUGCGCCAUUGACUGGAGCAGUAAUAAGCCCAAUGGAGACAGUGCUAUCGCUGCUAAAAUUGAUUCAAUUCCUCACUUGAAUAAUUCCACACCUCUAGUGGACCCCUCAGUGUAUGGAUACGGAGUCCAGAAACGGCCCUUGGAUGACGGAGUAGGUAACCAGUUAGGGGCCUUGGUACAUCAAAGGGCAGUAAUAACAGAAGAAUUCAAAGUGCCUGAUAAAAUGGUUGGAUUUAUUAUCGGCAGGGGAGGUGAGCAGAUUUCACGGAUUCAAGCAGAAUCUGGUUGCAAAAUUCAGAUUGCUUCAGAGAGUUCUGGGAUUCCAGAGAGGCCCUGUGUACUUACCGGAACCCCAGAAAGUAUUGAACAAGCCAAACGGCUCCUGGGGCAGAUUGUGGAUCGCUGUCGGAAUGGACCUGGCUUUCAUAACGACAUAGACGGCAAUAGCACCAUCCAGGAAAUUCUUAUCCCCGCGUCUAAAGUGGGUCUGGUCAUCGGCAAAGGAGGGGAAACAAUAAAGCAGCUGCAGGAGCGGACCGGUGUGAAAAUGGUCAUGAUCCAGGACGGCCCGUUGCCUACGGGAGCAGACAAGCCUCUCCGCAUCACCGGGGACCCGUUCAAAGUACAGCAAGCAAGAGAAAUGGUGUUGGAGAUCAUCCGGGAGAAGGACCAAGCUGACUUCCGAGGCGUCCGCGGUGACUUCAAUGCCCGCGUGGGAGGAGGCAGCAUAGAGGUAUGCUUGACCGGCCGGCUGGUGUCUGUGCCGAGGUUUGCUGUUGGGAUCGUAAUAGGAAGAAAUGGGGAGAUGAUCAAAAAGAUUCAGAAUGAUGCCGGGGUGAGGAUUCAGUUCAAGCCAGACGAUGGUGUUAGUCCAGAGAGAGCUGCCCAAGUCAUGGGGCCCCCAGAUCGGUGUCAGCACGCAGCACACGUCAUCAACGAGCUUAUUCUUACAGCCCAGGAAAGAGAUGGCUUCGGAGGCCUUGCGGUGGCCAGAGGACGAGGCCGUGGCCGUGGCGACUGGAGCGUGGGUGCCCCCGGGGGCGUCCAGGAGAUAACGUACACCGUGCCGGCGGAUAAGUGCGGCCUCGUCAUCGGCAAAGGAGGUGAGAACAUCAAAAGCAUAAAUCAGCAGUCGGGAGCACAUGUGGAGCUCCAGCGGAACCCCCCCCCCAGCACCGACCCCAGCCUGCGAGUAUUCACCAUCAGGGGCGUCCCUCAGCAGAUCGAGGUGGCCAGACAUCUCAUAGAUGAGAAAGUUGGUGGGACCAGUCUGGGAGCACCCGGAGCCUUCGGACAGAGCCCGUUCAGCCAGCCGCCCACGGCGCCUCAUCAACAUGCUUUUCCUCCGAGGAGCUCUGCCUGCUUCCCCAGCAUCGCUGCUAAGGUGAACGGAAACCCCCCCAGCACCCCUGUGAGCGGUCCUCCGGCCUUCCUGACCCAGGGAUGGGGCAGCACCUACCAGGCGUGGCAACAGCCCACCCAGCAGGUCCCAAGCCAGCAGAGCCAGCCGCAGAACAGCCAGCCCGACUACAGCAAGGCCUGGGAAGACUAUUACAAAAAACAGAGUCACGCCGCCAGCGCUGCCCCUCCGGCCAGCUCCCCGCCGGACUACACGAUGGCCUGGGCCGAAUACUACAGACAGCAGGUCGCUUUCUACGGGCAGACGUUAGGACAGGCUCAGGCCCACAGCCAGGAGCAGUAGGACGGCGGCCCGCAGUGCUUUUCUCCCCGAAAUCAUUGUGAGCGAAAACCCGUUUGUAACAGAGGUUUAUAGAUUUGCAAACCUUUUGAUGAAGAACUUUGUUUUGUUCUGUGAAACACUAUAUUUAGAUUAACAGGACUUUUCUAAAAAUCGGGAAAAAUUCGUUACUAAAAAUUGCUGAUAAUUUCUGUUUCAUUGUUCUUGUUUGUUAUUUCAAACGUGUAAGCUCUGGGAUUCUUUUUGGAGCAGUGCCUACAAAUUCAGGCACCAGAAUGUGCCUCAGAGCAGUGACAUUUCAACACGGUGUGUUUUCGUUUCGUUUCGUUUCGUUUCGUCGCGCGUCUUUUUAUUUACAGUUUUUUGGGGUUUUUUUUUCUGUUGCGACAGAAAGUGGCUUGGAAAUCUUAGGUGGUAUGUAACAAAUUCUUUUAAAAAUUUUUAAACAGUAUUUAAAUAUUCUUAAAUGUGUAAAUUCAUUAAAUGUUUGACUUCUAAUUUCUCGUA